Messenger RNA from Myripristis murdjan (pinecone soldierfish), 4444 nucleotides. RefSeq names its product ubiquitin specific peptidase 53a (gene usp53a). The transcript has 17 exons. The record is from RefSeq and is a predicted model, not a curated record. Bases 932 to 4051 code for a protein of 1039 amino acids. Gene Ontology annotation, molecular function: cysteine-type deubiquitinase activity. Gene Ontology annotation, cellular component: cell-cell junction. Gene Ontology annotation, biological process: sensory perception of sound; protein deubiquitination; response to auditory stimulus. Lineage: Eukaryota; Metazoa; Chordata; Actinopteri; Holocentriformes; Holocentridae.
GACCAUUGCUCACUACCGCCGCGCGUCAGCAAACUGCAACACAACUGCACGCCUCGCAAAAACCGGAAUAUACCUACCAAGCCGCCGCAAGUGAAUGGCACGGCUGCGGGGUCCGAAGUGGAAUAUAUGAGCGAAAGAAAGGGUUUACAACGGGGGAGAGACUGAAUUUCCAGCGCCGUUGAAGCCGCACGUUGUUUUGUGCUUAGUGUUUUUUCCACUUUACAGCGACUCAAGUAAAAAUUAACCAGCGCGCCUGCUACUUCUGCUCCUCCUAGCCGAAACUCCCGUAAAGUUUAAAUAUUCCCACCCGCCUCUGUCCACACUGGAUGUGUUUAUCUCACUGGAAUUACUGACCACCCUCUCCAAGUCCAGCUGUAUUCAAUAUCCAAUGCCAAGAGAUGCCCGGGUAAAUGUUCUCUAUGGUUGAACCUUGGAAAAGGAUGAUUUAUUCCAACUGAUUGUUCUCUGGAGCAUCAGGACCAUGUGGCAAUCCCCUCAGGACGCCUGGGGUUUACAUUCCCUCCUGAGCCUGUUUUGAAGCUUUGUGCACAAGCAUCAGGACUAGAGGAUGACUGAGGCGUUCCCCUCCAUCGUCAAAACACAUCUCAUGCCAACACCAGGCCAGCCUACAUCAAAGGAUUUCCCAAACUGAGACUUUCAUUGUAAUUUUCCCUUUUUUUUUGUUUAGUGUUUCUUGUUUAAAAUCCGAGUGACUUCUAAGGAGCAGACAGAGUGCAAACACGUUCCUCUCGAGCUGCAGGAGUGGAGUAAAGGCUCAUGUGUAACAGGACAGUCUCUGCAGCCAGCGGAAUAACGUAGCCUCAGACUGUUGGGGAGUUCCUCCCUCAGGGGCCGAGGGAUCCUACCCCAAACACCAAACUGCCCCGUCGUCUGACUCUCCCACCUGUCAAAAGGCAGACCCCGCUAUCCAAUGGCAUGGGUCAAGUUCUUCAGGAAGCCGGGGGGCAAUCUUGCCAAAUCCUACCAGCCGGGGAGCAUGCUGUCUCUAGCCCCCACCAAAGGCCUGCUGAACGAGCCGGGCCAAAACAGCUGCUUCCUCAACAGUGCCGUGCAGGUGCUGUGGCAGCUGGACAUCUUCAGGCGAAGCUUGAGGCAACUACCUGGACACUUCUGUCUUGGAGAUUCGUGCAUCUUUUGUGCACUGAAGGGCAUUUUCUCCCAGUUUCAGCAUAGUCGAGAGCGCGCCCUGCCCUCUGACAACCUGCGUCACGCCUUGGCAGAGACCUUUAAGGACGAGCAGCGCUUCCAGCUGGGCUUCAUGGAUGAUGCCGCAGAGUGCUUCGAGAACAUUCUGGAGAGGAUCCACCUGCAUAUUGUGCCUGAGGAGACAGAUGCCUGCACUUCAAAGUCAUGCAUCACGCAUCAGAAGUUUGCUAUGUCACUUUAUGAACAGUCUGUGUGCCGUAGCUGUGGGGCAUCCUCCGACCCCCUGCCAUUUACUGAGCUGGUGCAUUAUGUCUCCACUACCGCCCUCUGCCAACAGGUGUAUCAGCGCAGAGACGAGUCAUUUGGGGAGCUGUUACAAGCAGCGAGCACCAUUGGGGAUCUUCGUAACUGUCCGAGUAACUGUGGCCAGAGGAUUAAGAUCCGGCGGGUCCUCAUGAACUCCCCAGAGAUUGUUACCAUCGGUUUUGUCUGGGACUCGGAGCAGUCAGACCUCACAGAGGAUGUUAUCCGCUCACUGGGACCUCAUCUCAAUCUUUCUGGGCUCUUUUACAGGGUGACAGAUGAGCACGCCAAAAAGGGAGAGCUGCUGCUGGUUGGGAUGAUCUGCUACUCCAGCCGUCACUACUGUGCCUUCGCCUUCCACACCAAAUCCUCAAAGUGGGUCUUCUUUGACGACGCCACAGUGAAGGAGAUUGGAUCCAGGUGGAAAGAUGUGGUCUCCAAAUGUAUCAAAGGUCACUUCCAGCCUCUCCUCCUCUUUUACUCCAACCCUGACGGGAGCGCCAUCACUGUAGAUGACGCCUCACGCCAAAACAGUGGCCAGUCCCACUACAAGACCCCUGUUAACGGAGAAGGCUCCGAGUCUCCACCUCUAGCCCCCAACAAGCUCGACCUCACCAGGGAGAACCUCAACACUCUGCUGGGCCAAGGCUCCUUCAAACAGAAGGCCCCUUCAACUUUGAGCAGGAGCAGUGCUCAGACCAGCGGGGGACGAGGACCAGUGAAGAUUGGCAUCAGUGAUCCCAAGAGUCGCCUCAGGGAGAUUUCCAGAGAAGUUGCCCGACGAGCAGGAGAGGUCCGGGGGAUGCAUCCAACCAGAAGAGAGCCUGAUAGGAGCGGCCAGCGGAGGCCAGAGUCACGCUACAGAGAUGCAAUUCAAGAGAGAACCUACUCUCGCUCUGCCUCCCCUCCCGAGAAUGGCUUCAAGCAAUACCUGGACACUCGACUUUAUAGCAGCCAGGGCAAAGGUCCCACUCGGACAGAGCGAACACCACAGCUGGGAGGGCGGUCCUCCCAUGAACCUCGCUCUCACUCAAGGGUGCAAGUGCUCCCCAGUGUUCCCAGCAGUGGCAGCGGCCACCAUAGCCGUAGGCUAGACCAUCUGUCAAAUGGAUAUGACACAGACAGCAGCCAGGAUUCACGAGAGCGUCCUGGAAGCGCAGCGAACAGCCGUGGAAACAGGUCUAGUCGACCAUGGAAGCCCAUGCGGGAAGCGCUAAAUGUCGACAGUGUCUUAAGUGGCGUUGGUGGUGGUAAUUCGGUAAGCCAGGAUCGCAGGCACCAUAGCCCCCGGAGGAGGCCCAGUAGUCAGUCACCCUCCCGUGAGCGAGAUCGAGACUUCACAUGGGGAGGCCGAGAGGAGCGCAAACCCAAAAGCCUAAUGACUAUCUAUGAGGAUGAGCAGAGGAAUGAAACUGGCGGCAGCCGAAGCUCACUAGAUUCAGUUGGCCGGGGUGGCUACAGUGACAAGGACAGGUCAAAAGGUUCAGCUACCCUUAAAGUCCGCAGUGACAACUGGAAGAUCCAGCGGACUGAAUCUGGGUACGAAAGCAGUGACAGGCUCAGCAAUGGUUCAGCAAACCUUGACUCUCCUGUGGUGGAAAACCUCUCUUCCAAAGAGCUGAGGCCCAUACCUGAGCUACAUCUGACCAGGGAUCCCUUUGCUCAAAGAAGAAGUGAUGAUUUGAAGUCUGAUGUUCUGCAUUCCUCCUUUUCCUACGGUGAUCAUGCAAGAAAUUCUCCAGAUCUUCAAGACUCAAACUUCAAACUAAGUCAACACUUACAAAGAAGAAGUGCUUUUCGAUACACCCCCGGGAUACUGGAGCAUAACGACGGCCAGGAUAGUGAACAAGAGGAGAACGUUGACGGCAGCCCUGUGAGCCCUGUGCCCCCUUACAUAGCAAAAACCAGCAGCUCAGAGUGGAACAGCUCAGAUGAUCUUGCUGGCCCCCUCUCUGAACAAGAAGACACAGCCACUGUCCCCUACAAAGAGCCCUCGCAUAACAGCCCCCCACCUUUACCUCCCAAGCCUUACGGCCGCGGGCACCAACAGUUAGAGGUGCCGUCACGGACGAGCCCCCGGAAUGAACCUAAAAACGGCUUGUCUUCCCUCUCGCACACCACCCUCCGCCGGUGGAUUGAGACACCUGCCGAACACAAACUCUCAUCAGAUGCCAGCUCUAAGUCGGGCUCGUCCGACCAGGACAGGAACGAUCUGUCAGCCAGCGAGAGCGACGAGAGGUUCCCCAGUCCGAAGCCCAGUGACGAUGAUGGCACCGACUCCCCGGCUUCCACAGAUGUGGCUCUUCCCACCACAUACUUUUCUGUAGAUAACUGCAUGACAGACACGUAUCGAGCCAAAUACCAUAAGAGGCCAGUCAUGUACAUGGUGACAGAUCUGAAAGGAGAGGAGCGUCCUUCAUCAGGGGAGAGUGAUGUUGAGGGGAAGAUGCUUCCGAUGCCAGAUGUCCAACCACCAGAGCCUCCAAAAAGCAGAUCAGAAUCAGGUUAUGCUACUAGUAAAACUACUGCAAAGUGGAAUCCCGUUACUCCAAAAGGACUUGAUGAGCAUGGAUUCUUAUGAUUUUUAGCUGAAGCACCAAGGGACCUUGUAUGAACCAGUGACUGGAUGUCAGGUUGAACUGUUACCUAUUAUGAUAUGCUACACGAUGAGAAUACUUCAAACUUGGAUGUGUUUUUGCCUCUAUAGCUGUCAUUUUAGAGAACUGGACAUGAAUCUAGAUGCCAAAGAGAUUGGUCCUGUUGAAUACUGUUGAAAUCAGUGGAAGCGGUCCUUGCUAGCAGCGCUCUCUAGCUGUUCUGGUAUGAGCUACUUAGUAGCUAAUUUUCAAUUUGCACAGUAGAAAGAGCCAAAAAAAAAAAAAAAAAAAAAAAGUACAGAGAAACAAACACUCUUCGGAUGUUGCUGUUGAUCGUAUCUGGACAUGUUGGAAGUCCCUGGCCAAGGGUCGGAUAA